Molecule: messenger RNA, 273 nt
Organism: Ostertagia ostertagi
Lineage: Eukaryota; Metazoa; Nematoda; Chromadorea; Rhabditida; Trichostrongylidae
Source: the annotation of a GenBank genome assembly
AUGAGCCUGAAGGCACAAGGCCUUGUCGUACUGCGUGACUCUAUCCUGAUAGUAAAGAUUCUGGUGAACGGCUUUGAAGAGAGGUACAGUAUUGCGAUUGCCGCAGACAUGCAGAUGCUGUCAAAUGGAAUGGUUCUUCUUGCUGUGGGGACUACAAAAAGAUCCAUUGAUCUUUACUGUGAGACUGCGUGCUCUAAGGCGGUGAAACGGGCUCUUUCCAUCACUGCGCAUGAGGACUGGGUGCACUCCAUUGCUUUCAAUCGUUGCGUGUAA